UAACCUUCCUGGUUCUUGACAUCAUUCAUUAAAUCAGCAGAUCAAGACUUAAAUGGCAUCAUCCAGCACAGUUUCAUGUGGUGUUUGUGACUCUCAGCACACGACAACAAAUGCUGACUACUGGUGCCCUGAAUGUGACGAAGGACUAUGCUCCCAAUGCCUGAAGUAUCACAGUGCAUCAAAGGCCUUACGUAACCAUGAUAUAAUAUCUGUCGACAAUUAUAAACAACUACCUCCCUCGAUAGCCAAUAUAUCACCAUACUGUUCACAGCAUGACAGAAAAUUCAAGAAUUAUUGUCCGCAACAUGAAAGUAUCAGUUGUCCACUGUGUAUUCAGUCCAACCAUGCUAAUUGUGUUGGGAUAUUAUCGCUUGAGAAUGUCAUACAGACAGCAAAGACUUCAGUCUUAUUGGAAAGUCUUGAUCAGAAUCUGAAAGAUAUCAAACUGAAUUUCGAGAGGGUUGUUAAAGAUCGGACACAAAAUCUGGUUGAAAUCCAGAAUCAAAGGCAGAAAUUUCACGAUGAAAUAAAACAGCUCCGUAAUAAAAUUAACGAGCACCUAGACAGCUUAGAACAACUAAUACUUCAGGAUCUAUAUGCUGCAGAAGAAAAAGUUAAAUCACAAAUAGAAGACUUCUUGGGCAAACUUGCUGAACAUACGGAAAAAAUGGAUCUUUUGCAAACUAAUAUGUCAGCUAUCAAAGAAUAUGCGUCAGACCUACAAGCAUUUCUUGGAAGUAAAAUGGUUGAAACAGAAAUUAAGAAACACGAAAUAUUUAUGCAGUCGUUAUUUGAGGACGGUAGUUUACAGAAGAUAGACUUGAACUGUAAAAUUAAGGACAAUUUAUCCGACGUAUUGUCUACUGUUACUUCAUUCGGUUCAAUAUCUGUUGAAUCGAAUUCUCCAUUGGUGGUAUUACAGACAGAGAAAGACAAACAAGCACAGAUUCGAACUUUUCAUCAUGCACCACCUACAACUGUCAAUGAUAUCAAAAUGACAUUAAAAAGAAAAUUUGAAUUUACAUGUGUCACAGGGUGUUCUUUUUCUAGUAAGGGAGACAUCUUCCUAGUAGACUACGGCAAAAUACGUCUUCUGAUCUUAAAGGAAGAUGGAACCUUGCAUAGUGACAUACCUUUGUCAAAUCAAAACCCAGUAGAUGUAACUUGUAUCGAUGACAAGACAGUCGCUGUUUCAUUUCAAUCUUCAAAUCAAAUUCAAAUCAUCAACAUUUUAACAAAAAAAAUUGAAAGCAUGAUAAAAACAACCAGUAGCUGUCAAGGUAUAUGUUACGCAGAUGGCCACUUAUUAUGCUGUAAUACUGGCACAGGUAUACAGAAAGUAAAAGUGUCAGACAAUCGCUCUUCUACUUUGGUUAAAGACGAUACCUUGUCCGGGUGGAGUUUUGUAACAACAUCCAAAGACAAGAUAUUUUAUACCAAUAGAUCAAACAACACCGUAUCAUGCUAUACUGUUACUGGAGAGAAGAAGUGGGAAUACAAAGAUCAAUCAGUUCGUUCUCCGAGAGGAAUAUCUGUAGAUAAAGACUCAAACGUUUAUAUUGCUUCAUAUGGUAAUAAUAUUAUAAUUGUAUUGUCGUCGGAUGGAAAACAAGUAAGAAAGCUGCUUGGGACAGUUGACGGAAUUAGAAUCCCUUUUGGGCUCGCGUUUGAUGUAAAGAAAGACAAAUUAAUAGUUGCGAAUCAUAAUGGACCUGUAUUGUACGAACGCUGUUAGCAGACAGUUCUGAUUACAUGGUUUAUAACUGAAAAACGAAAAUUGUAAAAAAUACUUAAAUCUGCCUGAAAUCUAUUGACAACAAUUUCAGAGUUCAAACAGAAUAUUAUGAUUUUGUUUUACAAAAUUUCAUUUUAAUUCAUUGCUAUAAGGUGAAAUAUCAUGUCUGGAAAAAACAUUUGACACAUGAUCAACAAUUUCCUGGAUUUAUUUAUUUAUUGUGAUUAUUUUUUUUUCAAUACUACAAAAGGAGAAGGGUCAUUUAAACCUCUUUGUAUCUCCCAAAUGCGCUUAAAGUUAUUGUUCUUUAAUGUAAAACACUAAAUUUCAAUGUUUUAGUAUUGUUGCAAUUGAAAAAAAAAUCAUAUUUAAGAUCGAUAUGACCUAUAAAGGAUCAAAAUAUUCAAAGAAUAAAAUUAUUGAAAUAUUAGAAAAAAGAGGCGAAAGAUACCAAAGGGACAUUCAAACUCAUACGUCGAAAAUAAUCUGACAACGCCAUGACUAAAAAAGAA
This is a messenger RNA of Mytilus californianus (California mussel), 2247 nucleotides long. Its product is annotated as transcription intermediary factor 1-alpha-like. Bases 53 to 1735 code for a protein of 560 amino acids. Lineage: Eukaryota; Metazoa; Mollusca; Bivalvia; Mytilida; Mytilidae. The record is from RefSeq and is a predicted model, not a curated record. The transcript is spliced from 2 exons. Gene Ontology annotation, molecular function: zinc ion binding.